GACUUGGACUGAAGUUAUAAGGGUGUGCCGUUGUCUUCGGAUCAGACGCACACAGACACUCAGACUGAAGAGGAAGAAAAGAGAAGAGCAGCUUCAUCCUGCCAGUGUUUCCUCGACACACAAAGGUUUAAAGAGUCUGUAGGUCGACCUGAAGAGUUCAGCAGGACCGAAAGGAAGGAGAAGGCAUGGCAUCAGGAGAGCAGGUUCAGAGGGAUCAAAUCGCUGAGGCUUCAGUGGAGGGGAUCCAACAGCCCCAGAGGGGAUUGAAUCUGCUUGCUGGUCCGCAACACACAGUGGACCCUCUCAGGGUCCAGAGGCGUGAUCUGAUGAAAUAUUCCUGUCAACUCACACUGGACACAAACACAGCACACAGAAACCUCAAACUGUCUGACAACAACAGGAAGGUGACAUGGGAGGAGGAGAAGCAGCCAUGUGCUGAUCAUCCAGAGAGAUUUGACAACUGUUGUCAGCUGCUGUGUAGAGAUGUUCUGACUGGUCGCUGUUACUGGGAGGUCGAGAGGAGAAGAGGAGGGGUUUCUGUAGCAGUGAGUUACAGAGGAAUCAGGAGGAGAGGAAACAGUGAUGGUUGUAUGUUUGGAUGGAAUGAUCAGUCCUGGAGUCUGAACUGCUCUGAUGAUGGUUACUAUGUCUGUCACAAUAACAGCAGAACAGUCCUCCCCAUCUCCUCCUCCUCUAUCUCUAGAAGAGUAGCAGUGUAUGUGGACUGUCCUGCUGGCAUUCUGUCCUUCUACAGAGUCUCCUCUGACUCCCUGAUCCACCUCUACACCUUCAACACCACAUUCACUCAACCUCUUUACCCUGGGUUUGGGUUCUGGUUAUAUGGUGCCUCAAUGUCUCUGUGUUCUCUGUAG
Molecule: messenger RNA, 872 nt
Organism: Perca flavescens (yellow perch)
Lineage: Eukaryota; Metazoa; Chordata; Actinopteri; Perciformes; Percidae
Product: stonustoxin subunit beta-like
Exons: 5
Coding region: 186-872 (228 amino acids)
Molecular function (GO): protein binding
Source: RefSeq, a predicted model, not a curated record